Ictalurus punctatus (channel catfish) is the source of this 4793-nucleotide messenger RNA. It is a transcript of the gene spns2, whose product is annotated as SPNS lysolipid transporter 2, sphingosine-1-phosphate. Gene Ontology annotation, cellular component: membrane. NCBI's taxonomy places the organism in Eukaryota, Metazoa, Chordata, Actinopteri, Siluriformes, Ictaluridae. The transcript is spliced from 13 exons. Gene Ontology annotation, molecular function: sphingolipid intramembrane carrier activity; transmembrane transporter activity. The record is from RefSeq and is a predicted model, not a curated record. The coding region runs from base 220 to 1716 and encodes 498 amino acids. Gene Ontology annotation, biological process: sphingosine-1-phosphate receptor signaling pathway; lipid transport; transmembrane transport.
AGCGCACAAUCCUGUCAUUGCAAUUUGACGCUGAACCAUGAACCGAGCUUAGCACUUUUUCAAAAUCGAUUGAUUAGUCUAAUAAUUUAAUAAUAAUAAAAAAAAAAAUAGUUUAAGUUAUUCGGAUUUGCUGCUUUCUCCCGUCUUGUAAGCAACACCUAACCCGUACCUGAGAGACUGUCAGUCAGAUCUCUUGCGCUGGAUCACUCGUGCGACAAGAUGUGUGUGGAAAGCGACGGAUGCGAGCUGGAGGGCUGCAGCAGCGCGGCGGAGGUGCGCACGCUCUCGGGCAGCAUGAGCGCCGCGCUCAAGGCGAAUCCGGAGUGCAAAUCCGCGUGCAAACCGGGCCAGAAAUUCCGCGCCGCGCUGCUGCGGUGCCGCUCACCCACAACCGCCGCCGGGAUCCUCAGCUUCGGCAACGUGCUCAAUUACAUGGACAGAUACACGGUAGCCGGUGUGUUGCUUGACAUUCAGCGCCACUUUAAAGUAAAUGAUAGCGGAGUUGGCCUGCUACAAACAGUUUUCAUCUGCAGUUUCAUGGUGGCGGCACCCAUCUUCGGUUACCUUGGUGACCGAUUUAACAGGAAGGUCAUUCUGAGCUGCGGCAUCUUCUUCUGGUCGGCUGUGACACUACUGAGCUCCUUUAUCACCAAAGAGUACUAUUGGGUGUUUGUGCUAUCCAGAGGCCUGGUAGGCAUCGGAGAGUCCAGCUACUCCUCCAUCUCUCCCACCAUCAUCGGAGAUCUGUUCACCAACAACAAGAGGACUAUAAUGCUCUCUGUCUUCUACCUGGCUAUCCCAUUAGGAAGUGGUCUUGGCUACAUCCUGGGAUCCAGUGCUAAAGAUCUCGCACAGGACUGGCACUGGGCUCUGAGGGUGUCUCCAAUCUUAGGAAUGACUGCUGGAAUUCUCAUCCUGGUCUUCGUUCCUGAACCCAAAAGGGGCAUCGUGGACAAGUCGACCAGCCAUAUGGGGAUGCGCACCUCAUGGCUCUGUGACAUGAAGGCCCUCCUUAAAAACCGAAGUUACAUGUUCUCAUCUCUCGGAUCGGCCGCAGUAUCGUUUGCAACCGGGGCCUUCGGGAUAUGGAUCCCCCAGUAUCUGGUCAGGGCUCAAGAGGUGCAGGAGACUACAGUGAGCAAAGACAGUCUGAUCUUCGGGGUCAUCACAUGUGUGACGGGUCUACUCGGUGUCGUGAUUGGUGCUGCGACCACGCGCCUCUGCCGACAGAAGACGGAGCGCGCCGACCCGCUGGUGUGUGCCGUCAGCAUGCUGGGCUCAGCCAUCUUCAUCUGCCUCAUCUUCGUCGUGGCCAAGAAGAGCAUCAUAGGAGCAUACAUCUGCAUCUUCAUAGGAGAGACGCUACUCUUCUUGAACUGGGCCAUAACAGCGGACAUUUUAAUGUAUGUUGUCAUACCGACCAGAAGAGCCACUGCAGUCGCCUUUCAGAGCUUCACGUCCCAUUUAUUAGGGGAUGCAGGGAGUCCGUAUCUCAUUGGCUUGAUAUCAGACGCUCUGCAGGAGAGCUACGCAACGUCAGUGCUUUGGCAGUUCCUGAGCUUAGGCUACGCCCUCAUGCUUUGCCCCUUCGUUAUUGUCCUUGGGGGGAUGUUCUUCCUCGCCACAGCCCUCUUCUUUCUAGACGACCGGGAAAAAGCAGAGAAACAGACGAAGCAGCUCUCCCGAUCGCUGUCUGCAGUAAAGGUCACCAAGUGAUAGAAGGUCUGGAGUGGGAGGAUUGAGAGCGAGCCGAGGAGUGGGCGAGAUGAACAGAAGGGAGGUGGAGAGAGAGGGGAGAAAAAAAGUAGCUAACCCGCUCGAAACAUAUGCUGCACAUCACCAUCAUCACCGUCGUCGGUCAUCAUCUUCACUCUUGCCAUACUCUUCAUGUCUGUUGGGUGGAAGCUGAACUUGCUUUGCUGCACAGACACGAUCAUGUCCCACCAAGCAAGUGAAGCAAUGCUGGCAAGUCAGCCAUCCUGCAGCUGGUGGGCAGCUCUCAAAUCAACAUGUAAAGGCCAGUAGGGAUUUCGGGAGGGUUGAAAGAGGGGCUUAAUAAUCCCCUUAGUGCCAUACUACUGAACAUGAACACGCACUCUGUCCUGUCACGCUGCCUGUCAAUCUGCACCAAGUGCCAUAGCAUCACAUUCCCACAACUGACCACGCCUACAGCCAAACGGAGCUCACUGAUUGGUUGUGUAAAUACGGAAAUGAAGGAAUCAUUGUCAUCUAGUGGAAACGGCUGUAUGGUUUAUCCUGCCUUAAUAACGUUGGCAUGGACAGAAGUCUGGUCUCUGGUCAUCUUCUUUAUGUCUGUUCUUUUUCCUUACAUCUUUCUUUGUCUUAGCACUUACUAUUUUAAUGCCAUGCCAGUCAAAUGAUGCAAUCAGACUACAUAUUCACCUAUGAUAUAUUUGCGCUAUCAUUUUCAUAUGUUCAUAUAUAGGAAACCCAUGGUGUUUCAUAGAGGUUUCUGGGUUUUAAAAAAAAAAAAAAUGAAAUGCCGUUAAAUGUAGAGAAUCACUGGAGUGUAAAUAUGAACUAUCCAUCAGAACUUUGCAAAUCUGUUUAUUUUUGUCAGACUUCCUACCAUCCACACCUCAAAUAACACGCCAAGGAUUUUACAAAAGGGAACAAUAACAAGUGGGAAAAGUCUUUAGUGGCUUGUGAUAAUGAUUUUCUUUGAAGGAUUCUUUACAAGGUGCCAGCUCACUCCAUGGAAAAAGAAGCAGAGGAUAAGAUUUAACAAGCACCAGUGUGUUGGAAUAGUCGUCUUUGUAUGCUGGGUUCCAAUAUUCCUUCAGAAGAUAUACCUUCCUGUAUGUGCGCACGAGAGAGCUUGAAUAGUGAUACGUCUAACUUUGUCAAACAGCUACUGAAACCCAUCCAAGAAAAAAAAAGGUUAGGUUGAAUUUGUUGGGGGUUUUAUUUAAAGGGAAUAUAUUACCUUUGGGUUAUUUAUGAUUAGAAAAAAGAAGGUGUUAACCACUUCAUGUCGUUAUGGCCAUGUUACGAGAGAACUUAACAAAACUAUUACGAACAGGUCAAAGUUUGGGAUUUAGUUUUUUAACAGGGUGACACUUGUUGCUAAAAUAUACGUUUCAUAGAUAGUGGAAAUUUUUUCAAAAUGUUUGAAACACUACCAAGUAGACAUGACUAAUUAAGUAUUUGUAGAAAUUAGGAAAAGCACUUUGCUUUUAAAGACGUCCUAGGUAUGGGGGGAAAAAAGAAUGAAAACCUACAAAGAGUUUAUCGUUUUUAUUGUGAAAUUAUAUAUUAUUGCUGUUUCUCAAACGAUUUGUAAAUACAGUUUGUUGUAAAAUAUGCAAUUUCCUAAAAUCCACUUAACCUUUCCAGAAAGGAAAAGCUUUGAUAAGAAGCAAUGAUUUCUAUAUUUUCACGCCGAGUUCAGUUGCCGUUUUAAUCAUUAGGUGUUUUAAUUUUAGCGCAUAUGACUCACAAGAAACCUUUCACCAAAUGGAAAUGAUCGGCCUUUGAAGCUGUUGUAUAGUGUAGACGUCCUCUCCGAAAAUAAAAAUAAAAAAGAGGAGAGGUUCAGCCUUUUUUCACAUUGAAAAAAGCACCUUGCAUAUAUAUUGAAGUGUCAUUUAUUCCGGAAGAGACAAAAAACAACAACAAAUAAACAACACACAAACAACAACAACAACAACAACAAAAACGCUGUAUUGUGAAGGUCUGACUCAUCACUGGGACUGCAGGACACCAUGUUUAUUUCUCUGAGCUUUCAUCAUGCCAGGUGAAAAGCUAUCUGAAUGUGAUUCUAUCCGAUCCAAUGUGUUUACACAUGCAAAUUCAUUUUAAUUAAGCUUUUUGUAUUCUUCUUUUAAAGGAUGUCUUUUUUUCCCCUGUUCUUUUUACAAAUGUUAGUUUUAUAUAUGAUAUUGCUAUAAAAAAUAGACAAUUAUGCAGUGAUUUUAAUAUAUUGUAAACUAGCUUUGAUGCAAGGUAUUUAUUUUUCAUUUUAUGUAUUAGCAUUUUUAAGAAAUCUCUACAAAUGGACAAGAAGCUUCUGGAGAUUGUGAUUUUUACUCUCCAUUUUGUCGUUAUUAGUGAAAAAGCCUGGAUAGUUCAUCAUCUCAAGGAACUGUGCUCAUUCAUACUCAUGCACACACACACACACACACACACACAUGCACGCACGCACACGCACACCAGCUUAUGCACACAUACCAAACAACAGCACAGCAUGAAUUUACAGUACACCCAAGUCCUAGACCAAUCAAAUGUCACUUUUUAUUUAUGCGUUUUGCACAUUUGGGUGUGUUCAGGGUUAUUUCCCCCCACCAAUCCAAUAGUUGUACACUGUCAUUAUGUGCUAUAGAGACUGUACCUAUUUAGUCACAUUACAUAUUCAAGCUACAUGUUUAUUCAUGUUUAUUUUUGUUUUUGUUUAUUAGAUGAUCUACAGUCUUGAGAAUGACAAUGCCAAAAUAUAAUCACCAUCAACGACAUACAAUAUCUGUUUUUUUGUUUUGUUUUGUUUUUUUACAAGAUCACUUUAAUCAAAGAGUCAUGGAGUUGAUGGUGUGUAUCGAGAAUGUGUUCUUUCUUGUCAUACAAGAGUCAUGUAAAAAGAAACCUGUUUCUGAUGUCGAGCAGAAACUUAAAGGGAAUUUUAUUUUUAAGCGCAAGCGUGGUUGAAGAGAACAAAAAAAAAGUCCAAUAAAACACUAUUAUUACGAUAUAGUAACUGUGAUGCUCCAGCAGGAGUGAUAUGAGAUGUAAACAUAUAUGUAAGUCAUGAAAAUAAACUUAUUUAAUCAAACCAUGAA